Molecule: messenger RNA, 18198 nt
Organism: Coregonus sp. 'balchen'
Lineage: Eukaryota; Metazoa; Chordata; Actinopteri; Salmoniformes; Salmonidae
Source: the annotation of a GenBank genome assembly
AAGCUAGGUCGUGACCCCUCUGAUGAGGACUGCUUCUUCGACCUCCUCAGCAAGUUCCAGAGCAGCCGCAUGGACGACCAGCGCUGCCACCUCGACGACCCGAAUGGAGAGAACGGAGAAAAUGGCGAGAACGGAGGGGCCGUCUCUCUCAAUGAAAUGCUAGGUAGGUUAGCGAAUUAGUGCUGUUACGACGGUCUAAAGCUAGAGGAUCCCUGAUACUUCUUGGGAAUUCCAUUACUUCCAUUCCUUUGACAUCAAUGCAUGACUCAAUGCAUCACUCAAAGCACACAUUGCUGGACAUCUCUAGUCCGAAAUGUGUGGCUUUGAUUUUUUGGGGUCAAUUACAGUAAAUGAAAAUAAUCCUCCUCCCUUUUCUCUCAGAUUCAGCGCUCAUCACCUCGCCCCAGACAGAGGAACUGUUUGACCUGAUCGUCAGCUCCCAGAGCCGUCGCCUGGACGACCAGCGGGUCAGUGUCAGCAACCUGCCCGGCCUCAGGAUCACCCACAACAACCUGGGCCACCUGUGUGUUGACGCAGACCCCCAGGAGCCCAGUGAUGACUUCUUCAACAUGCUCAUCAAGUGCCAGGUAAGGCCAUGUCUCACUGCCUCAGAAUCUCUAUGGGUUGAAUCUUAACCUUAGAUCUGUGCUAAUAACUUUCAUUUUCGUGUUGAGUCUGAGAGUCUCCCAUUGACAUCCAUCAAUGCAUAAUUUAGGUAAAAGACCCAAAUAUUUGUGCUUAUCUCAGGUUAUGCAUUCAUAAAUUGCAGCACUCAUGAAUUGCAAUUUUAGAUGUCUGUCUCUCCUUCUCUGUCACUAUUUAUCUCACUCUCCUGGUCUAAACCCAGUCCUCCAGGAUCGAUGACCAGCGGUGCUCCCCACCAGAAGGGGGGCCCCGGGCCCCCACGGUGCCUGACGAGGACUUCUUCAGUCUGAUCCAGAGGGCACAGGCCAAGCGCAUGGACGAACAGCGGGUCCACCUCCCCUCAGAAGAACAGGACGGGCCCGACUCCGACCCAUCCAGGGACUCCAGCUAGGGGCCCAAGCAAACAGCCCUGGGGGCAGGAUUCGAGACUGCGACCAAAACACUUGCAUUUGCGACCCUUUGACUUGGCAAUGUAAAACCAAUUUUUUCUUUGGUCACUAGGUUGCCAGUGAAAAUGUUUUGCUUGUCAUGUUAGUUUUUGGUUCACAAUGUGCUUUUUUCUAUUAUCAAGAUUUAUUCAAACAGCAGUGGGCAGCAACAAUGGGUAUGCAAACCAGGUAUUCCAAUUUUUUUAUAGGGCCCUACAACUGUAGACUGACUGUUCAAAAUCGCCAACACUAACCAGGUUUCCAUCCAACCUUUUUAUGUGAGUUAAGUACAUGUCGGAUAAAAAAAAUUCAGGACAGGCCUGAUGUAAACAGCUAAUUUAUCGGUAAAACAAAAUACGCUACACAAGGUGGGAUCUUUUUGUGUCUGUAAAAUCAAUUAUGUGAGGAAUGGUGGUGGAAACGCCUUUAUGCACAAAUAUUGAUAUAAUAAUCAUCAUAUCGAAGUAAACAUGGACUCACGCGAUGAUAUGUUGUGUGGUCAUCCCACUACGACUCGGGAAACCAUGCAGUUUAUUAGGCUACAGAUGAAAUAAGUUAUGAUGAACUUCACAUGGUGAUGAAAGUGCACGGUAAUGAGCUUGAUGCUCCUGUCCAAUAAAUAUUGAGGGUGUUAUUCUGGUGACAUGAUGCUUGGCUGCCAUUUGACAAAUAAUAAUCUGCCAUUUAUCUAUAAUAAUCUCAUCAUGUAGACUAUACCCGCACUGUAUCUGCGAGCUGUUGGCUAGAGCGCACGUGCAAAGACGAGUGGGCACAUUCGCUAUAUAACUCAAUUUAUUUUGUGACAAAACCAUCAGUAGACUUGAAAAUGUGAUGGAAACCCAUUAAACUUUUUUAUUUUUAUUUCAUAACCUCAAAUAUACGCACAGCCUUUUAUCCGUAACAAGUCAAUUUGAUGGAAACACAUCUCUGGUGGGAAAAGGCGCAUUAGAAUAUUCGCAUGAAAAUCUGUCGCCAAUUGGAUGGAAACCUAGCUAUUAACACAAUUUUUGAGAUUGCGCAAGGUUUUAUUUUUUCCCUCCAAACAAUCAUGAUAUUGUCAAGUUAAAAUGUAAUUAUUUCUGUUUGGAGGGUAAAUCAUUAUAAGCUAUUUACUCUGCCCACAAAUUAAAAAUAACAUUUAAAUGAUGCAUGCAUCAUCCGCUUUACCGGGCCAGUAUUCAUUUCAUUGGAGCCAGUAGCUCCCAGUUGGCACUGGCCCGGUGUGCCACUGGCAAAAUUAAUUGAGAGGAGAAUCGGGAUUGAAGUAAAUUAGAUUGAUGUGUGAUGCAAGAUCCAAACACAAUGUGCAAUAGGUGGCACUCUUUCAGCUGUUGUGAAUCUAUUUAGGUUUGAAAGCUGUACAAAUCCGAUAGAGGUGAAACUGAAUUUAUAGGAUAAAUCUAUGUGAAUGAGGUGUUUCGCUAGGGUUUGAGACGACAAAAAGAAAUGCGAGAUAUUGAUAUUUACCCCAUCUACUGCCUUAAUCCGUUUUUUUCAAACUCAGAUUGUAUUCCUAAGUGUCAGGGGUCUGUGGUUUCGAAGCGCAUAAUGGAGUAGUAUUCGGUUUGAAGGAUGACGAUGAUUGCUGCUGGUAUUAUUGGUGACAAACAGUAUUGGCUAUAGUUUGUAGUGGCAAAAUUACAUUCAGUGUUAGACAACAGCUCAAGAGACUACAGGAAUAAUUAUAAAACAGCAUGGUUAGUCAAGGUCUAUUCAUUAUAGAGUUCAUUUCCUCUGGAGUACAAACAGGUAUAAAAAAAAUUUAAAAAGCAUUUUUUCAAAAUAGUCAAAGAAAAUACAUUUUUAUGUAUAAUAGUAUACAAAAUAUCAAGAAAAUAUUGUUUUAGAGAUAGUUGAAUCAAGCUCGAAUCAAUGUGCAUCUCUUCAGUUAGGCCAUGGAAGUGCCAUUAGUGCAGUAUAUAGGCAGUAUACUGAUUGCAAUCAACAAAUGUCUAAUGAUUAUGUAUGCACUCACUAACUAAACUAUGGAUAAGAGCGUCUGCUAAAUGACUAAAAUGUAAUGUAAUGAUUAAGCCCCCACAAUGCCAUCAACUUGAUUGACUUGUCUCUGACCAAUGAGCUUAGAGCUGACAGUCCAAUGGAUCGGGGACUUUUUUAGGACAGCACAGGAGUAUAUGUAUAGCCUAUGCACACAUAAUCCUGUGUUAUGCAGGGAUCUCCUGCUACAAUGCCAUAGCUGUUAGUCUUCAGUUUCCAACUGUCUACGAGGGGUUAGUCAUAUAUUCUGCUGGUAUACUGUCCCUUUGUGGUGAAACAUGUGUACUACAGCUGUCUUGUGUACAUCAUUGGAAAUGACAGACUUUCGUAAUUCCUGAAUAGUGAAGGUUGAGGGUGUAAUCUUGUGCGCAAGUAUAAUGAUUUUAAGCACUUUUUAUUAUUUCAGUGACAAGCUAUACUUAAUUGUACAGUAUAUACGUUGCAUAUUUUUUUCAGAUCAUUAUGUAAAGGUUAGAGUAUAUUUGCAAAAAAUGUUAGUGCCUAUUGUAUUUCUAUUCUCUUGUGGUUAUCAGAGUUAUCCUGUAGCAGACCCAGUGGACCAAAGACAGGUGCAAACUGGAGAAAUUAAUCAAAAAACGGCUUGUAGUAAGAUCUAAACGUACAGAAACGUGUUGCCUAACAGAUGAUCCACGAUGGACAUUUUUGUUGCUUUUCCUCUUUGGGACUCCAUUUGUAAAUGUGUUAGUUUUACCAUGUAGCUCUACUUUGUACCUCAAGGGUCAUGACCCUAACCCAGGGUGGGUCAUAAACCUAACUCAGGAUGGGUCGUGAUCUAUAUGAUUCAUCUCGAUCUCUGUAAUAAGAGGCUUACAAGGUCCCAACUGUUUUCCAAACAGAGCUAAUUUCCUCUAUUUUUUCAUCUCUUGUAAGGAUAAACUUGGUCCAGAUCUAUCCGGUACGCUUCUAUUUGUCACUACCAUAUGUACAUAUAUUUUCUUUUUUUGUAUUUGAGGACAUGAAGAUGUCCCGUCUGCUUUUAAUAAAAUAUUGAUUCAAAUGUUUUAUGUGCCUCUGUAGUCAUGUCCCGUCAACAGUGUUCCAUACAUUACCAUAAGAAAGUAUGCUUUCAAACAACCGUCUUUGCUUCAACUUCAACACAUUGCAUGUAGGUGUUGUUGUGUUGUGCCUACCUUUUUUUGAUUACACCCCAUACUAUAUUGCAGAACCAUUCUUACGUCCACACCCAAUUGGUGCAGUGUAUGAUUCAAUUUUCCCCCACCCAAAGUGGAUAGUCUUUAGAUAUCCGAUAUGUAACGUUUUACAUCAUCAUUAUCAAAUUAGUCUCCUCGCCCAGACAAGAACGACUCCUUAUAACAGCAACUAAAAACAAGGUCAUAAAAAAGGAUGGGGAGUGUAAUUGACUUGCCCUUGGUUGGGCGAGGCACAGUGAACUGACCAAACAUGUUGGUUUGCUUUUCUCUGUUUUCCAAAGGAGAUUACAUAACAGUGACCAGUAUGCAAAGAGAUGCAGUGCUCUUUAUUCAGCUUGAGUUGUGGUUCACCUUAGCACAAUGGCUCUUUUCCUGUUUAUUGCAAAGAGACAGAUGCAUCAUUGUUAUUUUAUUGUUUGAGAGUCCUUUGAUAAUUCCUGGCAUUUCCUGCACAUAAACAGCCUCUCCUCUAUGACGUUACAGGAGAGGCUGACUAUGGGAAAACAUUUUGAGCAAAGGCAAAGUAAUUCCCAUACAUCUCAAGUCUUCUGCUGGAACAGACCACAAACCUCCUACGUAGCGCCACCCCCUCCCCAGCAGUUGGUUCUGUCCGUAUUAAAGGAACAACAUAUCAAUCUGCAGUUAGCUGAUAAUCCCCCUCUAACUGACUUCCUCAUUAGCUUGGUCUCUCCCUAGCUUCCUAGUUCACUCUCUCUCUUCCCCUCGAUUACACAACCUCUCCUCAAUGAAGCAGGGUGUAAAAUGUAAAUGCAAAGGGAGCCGCCAUGGAUCGAACACACAACACAUGAUGACAAUAGCUAAUUCUUACAGCAGUUGCAGGCACACUGCCCACAAACCCCAACCUCCCCCUCCCACUCCUCCUCUCUCUCCCUCUUUUCCCAGAAUGCACUGGUAUCUGAGCAGGCUGAGCUGUGCUAUAAAAAGUGGAGGAGGGGGAGGGAGAGCUGCCGUGCAGCAGGGACACUGCUCAGACACACACAGGAUCCAGGGACAGUCACACUUGUGGACAGAGCCGCAACGUUACAGAGAGGUCAGUACAGAGGACAGACAGCCACACAAUGGCAGCGGUGCAGAGGAAUAAAAAGCGCAGGAAGCAGGGCUUGGGGCAUAAUUGUGCCGCAGGAACACAGAGAGGGGCUUGUGAGGGAAUAGUGGGCAGGGCUGCUUGACAGACUGGAGAGAGACAGAGAGGGAGAGAGAGUGGCACUGUGAAGUGGCGCCUGACCCUAGCUGUAAGUGCUUCUCUGAUGCAAUGCAUUUAGAGGCUAUGGAAGGCUGAGGAAAAGGGCAGCUGAGGCACUUGCAUACUGUAUGUAGCAUUGUCCUCAUUCUGCUAUUUACAUUUUAGUCAUUUAGCAGACGCUCUUAUCCAGAGCGACUUACAGUUAGUGAGUGCAUAUAUUUUCAUGCUAUGGUGUAAGAAUGUCAGAGCCAAAUGAAGUGUGUGUCAUUCUAUGUGUCAUCCACCAUGGCUGUGAAUGGACUAGACCAUGCCUGUACUGCAUGCACAGUAGGAGAUCAAAAGAACAGGCUUGGCUGUUUUCUACUAUUUUUCAUCCUUCAUUGUCCAUGGCAGAAACAACGUGCUCCUAUGCCUGUCCGGUUGCUCAUUCCCAUCAACCCGCUGUCAUGUUAUUUGCAAUAUGCCACGUUGCAUUGAUGCGGGGUGUUGCAUACCUUUUCAUGCUAUUGAUUCUUCUCAGUUAAUGGUAAAGAUCCAAACCAGAAAGGCCCUACAGCCUGGAACUCACACACACCACACACCACACAGCUACAGUACACAUCCUUCUCUCCCUCUCUCUUCACCCCCCCUUCUCUCUCUGUAAAGACCACAGAAUAUCUUAACUCAGACUGGGCUGAUGAUGUCAAAAAGCUCUCCUGCUUUCCCUUAAAGGGAUAUCACCACUAUUAAAGGAGCAGUACCACAGGAGGACCACAUACAAUACAGUACAUCACCUGCUUUGCAUAACAGAGAGCUGUGGACACUGCAGUUGUAUUGACAGAUUAUGUACUUAUUGCUAAAUACUCUUUGCUACACUUACAUUGGCUUUACCAGCUAAGCAAGUGCAAUCCAGCCUUCCAUGUGCUUUCUGCGAAUGGUUGACAUGGUAUCUGGGAACAGCUGCAGAGGGGACAGACAGGGUCUUUUUAUAGCUGAACUGCAUGACCGGAGACACCAAUAACAUGCUGGGGAAAGAGAGAGGUGCAUUGGAUAUCCACAGACUUGAGUUAGGGGCGAGUGGGUUAGCAGAUGCUUCUUGGUACAGGUUUUACGCACGUGGCUUACAUGAGGAAACUGAAUGGGUUGAUUCUGGAGCAUUCAGAUGACGCUGACCUUGGUGCUGAAACAUUACAGUGUCUGUGGAAUCACGUUGUAUUAAUUGAAAAAAGUCCAUUGCAGGAAGCAGUGCAAUAUUUUGAAUGUAUGCUUCUUUUGUGCAUAUGGAACAUUUCUGGGAUCUUUUAUUUCAGCUCAUGAAACAUGGGACCAGCACUUUACAUGUUGUGUUUAUACAGUUUGGGAACCACUGCAGUAGAGCACAGUAGAGUACAGCACUGUAUGGUAUGGUACAGUGCAAGACAGAGUUUUAUUCAGUACAGUAGAGUAAAGUAGAGUACAGUAGAGUACACUAGACUAAAGUACGCUACAGUACAGUAUAGUUUAAUUCGGUAGAGUACAGUACAGUAUAGUUUAAUUCGGUAGAGUACAGUACAGUUUAGUUCAGUAGAGUAGAGUACAUUAGAGUAAAGUAGGGUGCAAUACAGUACACUAUACUUUACUUUUCUUUACUGUACUGUGUACUCUACUGUAAUAUAAUGUACUCUGCUGUGCUCUACUGUACUGUGCGGUACUGCCCAAACUUGCGAAACAUAGAUGUCUAUGAUUGCUUCAGAUUUGGUCUGGUCCGGAUCGGACCAAAUCUGAACCAAUUAUAGACUUCUAUGUUUGGGCCAAAUAAAGUCAGGACUGGACCAGAAAAAAAGAUGCUCGGUCUGGACAGGACCAAAAAAGACAUCCAAAAGACAUCACCGUUGGUAAAUACUUAGUGUAAAAAACGUGUAGAAAACAUAACAGUCAACGUAAUGGCCGAUGUAAGGGGUCAACAUAGUGCUGUGUACCACAAUAUAGCACACGUAACACCUCAUGUGAAGUUAACCAUACUUUUUAUAUAUUUGUCCUAUUUCACACAUGUACAUGUGUGUAUUAUACACGUGUGAAUUGGAAAUGUGUUUUUUGCAUAUCCCAACUCCCCUUGAGACACCCUCAGAGAGUGGGGUCACGGCCAGGGUCUGCCAUGAUUAACCCCAGCUGCUUGGGCAGUACCCAGUCCUCCCCUGAUUGGAGGAGGUGUGUGUUUGGCAUGCCAAGGAGGCUGCACAGCCUAGUGAGGGCACCAUAAUAGGCCAGGGUGGGAGUCCCAAAGGGGCACAGAGAUGACUCAGACGCCUGGGUGACAUUUACAAAGGACACAGGGUCAACAGCUCUACAUAAAACUUGCCACCCUGGACCUGGACUACAGAGUCCUACCACUUCUUUCUUUCUCCUCUGUGAGUGGGGUAGAAUAAUCUUAUCAAGUACUGGCUGCCAUAUUGAAGCACUUUUCCAAGGGUGAAAUUUAUACUUGAGCUUGUCUGUGGAACAGGUCUGAGCUGUGACUUUUUUUCUGGUGGAUUAUAAAAAAUCACAAAGAAAAUGAAAGGACAUCUACGCUUAGCAAAUUAAGAUGCUACUAGUCACCUGCCUACCUGUGUCUUUGGCAGUGUCACUGGAAAAUUAAUCAUAGGAUUUUUUAAACCAGAAAUGCCCAUAGUGUGUUGUUGGUAACCUGUGAGUUUAUGCACUGAAAAUGAUUACCACGACACGAGCAAACAUGCAACCAUUAUUCUACUCACCCCGAAAUGAACCUAAUAUUCUGAUUUCUCCAUGGAGUUCAACUCAGGACACUCUCAACCGCAGGUUGACUUUUAUUGUCAUGAGUCUUGUCCUGGAGGCAGAACUGAGAGAAUUCCCCUUAGAGAGGCCAGCUGCAGUCAAAAUGGGCUAUAUUGUACAAAUUCAUGAAAACAAAAAUCAGCUUUUUGGUCUUAAUUUAAGGUUAAAGUUAGCAUUAGGGUUAGGCAUUAGGGUUAGCAGUGUGGUUAUGGUUAGGGUUAGGCAUUAGGGUUAGACAUUAGGGUUAGCAGUGUGGUUAAGGUUAGGGUUAGGCAUUAGGGUUAGACAUUAGGGUUAGCAGUGUGGUUAAGGUUAGGGUUAGGCAUUAGGGUUAGCAGUGUGGUUAAGGUUAGGGUUAGGCAUUAGGGUUAGCAGUGUGGUUAGGGUUAGGCAUUAGGGUUAGCAGUGUGGUUACGGUUAGUGUUAGACAUUAGGGUUAGCAGUGUGGUUAAGGUUAGGGUUAGACAUUAGGGUUAGCAGUGUGGUUAAGGUUAGGGUUAGGCAUUAGGGUUAGCAGUGUGGUUACGGGUUAGGGUUAGGAGUGUGGUUACGGUUAGGGUUAAGGUCAGGUUUAAAAUAAGAUUGUAUGACUUUGUGGCUGUGCCAGCUAGUGACCACUCCGCAAAGUUUCCUCCAGAACAGCUACUCUUCCUGGGGUCCAAACAGACUAUGGUAACCCCAUUUUUUAAAACAUUUGAGUCACUUAGUGUUCUUAUUUACAUUUACGUCAUUUAGCAGACGCUCUUAUCCAGAGCGACUUACAGUUAGUGCAUACGUAAUUUUUAAUUUUUCAUACCGGCCCCCCGUGGGAAUCGAACCCACAACCCUGGCGUUGCAAACGCCAUGCUCUACCAACUGAGCUACAUCCCUGCCGGCCAUUCCCUCCCCUACCCUGGACGACACUGGGCCAAUUGUGCGCCGCCCCAUGGGUCUCCCGGUCGCGGCCGGCUACGACAGAGCCUGGAUUUGAACCAGGAUCUCUAGUGGCACAGCUAGCACUGCGAUGCAGUGCCUUAGACCACUGCGCCACUCAGGAGGUCUUAUCCAGAGCGACUUACAGGAGCAAUUAGGGUUAAGUGCUUUGCUCAAGGGCACAGACAGAUUUUUCACCUAGUUGGCUCUGGGAUUCAAACUAGCGACGUUUCAGUUACUGGCCCAACGCUCUUAACCUAACGCAAGGAGACUUCUUACUUUCUCGCUGAAAACCCAAAUUGUAGGGUCAGCUUCUCCUAUCCCAAGACACACUGAGUUUUACACUUACAUUUACAUUUACAUUUUAGUCAUUUAGCAGACGCUCUUAUCCAGAGCGACUUACAGUUAAUGAGUGCAUACAUUUUCAUACUUAUCCCUCAACAACUGAUUGAAAAGCACCCUCCCUACCACCGCCUUUGUUUCAGCCAGCAAUGACUGAUUCUUGGUCAACUCGUGUCAGACCUUUUCAUUUAUUCCACAACAAUUUAUACAGGAUCAGUUUUCUCUCCAACUGUUUAGCCAGUUGUUUCAGGCAUAUUCAAAAUAACCACACACCUAGGCUUCACCCUCGUCACAUGACCCAGGCAUGCAGCCAUUUGAGCUGAGAGAUCUGUUUACACAUGCCAUCCUGAUGCACCCAGAAAUGAUCCUCCCUCCUCCUCCGGCCCUCUGGGACUUAGGAAGGCCUGAAGAAAACGCACAGGGAACAGUAUUUUAUAUCUUAUUUGGUCAUAUUAACUCAUAUUUACUGCAAUCAGAAAUAUUCAGAUUCCAUUCCAUAAUACAGUUUUUGCGCAGGGAUGGUACUAUGCUCUGGUCUUGAUUUUUGGGGGGUGUUAAGGAACAUCAGGUUCAGCUAUAAUUUCUGGUUGAGGGGUAUAACCGACUGCUGAGUGAUCAGAUACUGUACUGUACCUCUCAUUGAUUCUGUCCAUCUUGAGUUAUGUGGAAGAUGCUAAUGCAGCUGUAAUUUACACUGGGGUCCUGAGUAAUGCUUCUGACUUUACAUGAUGCUGACUUUACUUGAUGCUGCAUUCUAAUGAUUCCCUUCUGUGGACUGGGUUUAUUGUUCUUAAGUCAAGUUAUAUUCAAGUUACAUAAUAUACAAAUGGUAUUGUGUUUGUUCUGCAAAAUACUUGGUCAAUCAGAGAUGUGGAGUCUGAGGAAACUUUAUUCUCACAUAAAUUAUAAGAAAGUAACAAUUUCAGGCUGAAGUGGUUUAGACAUUUCCUCUUUUGCUUGGACAUCAACUGUCUUAAUGUCAAAACUAAGAAAGAGUAUAGGCUUUACUGCAAUAAUAUGAGCAUUUAUUCAGAUUAGAUUAUGUAAUUUGCUGUAAUUCUUUUGACAGGGACAAGUAAGUAUACUAACACAGCAUUCAAUUGAAAUCAACUGCUUUGGAGGACACAACAAUAUAAAAAAAUGAUAAGCUACUGACUGAUAUUACUGUAUUUGGUUCUAUUUGAAAUAGGAAAAUGAGACUGUGUAUCUAUUUGCAUGGAGUCAAAUUCAGUCUAGGAAGUGGUACUAGCUCUGAAUGUGCAAGCUAACUUUUUCUCUGUCUUCUAUUUCAGUUAAAAAUAAUAGCCCUUACAGAUCAAGAUGGCAGGUAAUUAUGACAAUUGAUAAAUAUGUCGGUCUCCUUUUACAUAAAACUUUUUUCAUGGGAGAGGUACUUGUGUUCUAAGCAAUGAUUUAUAUAUACACUAGAUGACUUUGAGGGGGUGCUGUGAUGAAGCCACUGCGUCUCCAUCUUGGCACUCUCCCACGUUGUAAAAAAUAUUUUGAAAACUAUGGAAAUGCAUUUAUUAAUGUCUUUAUUCAUUUUUGCAAUGGUUAUUCUAUUACAGACAGUUUAAUGCAUAAUUUAAAAUUAUAUUGUGAGCUAAACAUAAUAAAAUGUAAAUAUAUAUAAAAACAUUUGUCUUAAAGUAUACUGUUUUGAGAUUACUAAUGUUACUGUCCCCAGUACAAUAAAAAAAUACUUAAAUAUAUGUAAUUUUGUCCUUAAAACAUUGAAUUGAAAUACUGUAGAAUUCCACUCAUUCCUAAGGAAAUCACAUACUGGGGAGUGCCAAUAUGGCCAACCGGUGGCUUCAAAGCCUCUCAAUAACGUAAUUGGUCCUAAGUGUAUGCUUAGGAUAUGGUGCCCUCUUCUGGUUAUUUAUGAUAUUGUAACAGCUGAAAGGAACAUACUGUACCUUCACAGUCAACACAACAUUCAUAUGGGAAAAUAGAUUAUAUGAGUUCGUAGCUAUACAUUCUAUUGUUGUUUAUUAUUCGAUGAGGGAACAUUCAAGGUGAAAGAGAUUUCUUAGCUACUUCUUAUAGCUACUGCGUAUAGCUACUACUUAUCAGUGACAGAGUGCCUUCAGAAAGUAUUCAUACCCAUUGACUUAUUCCACAUUUUGUUGUGUUAGGAAUGAUUAAACCAUGCUGUCACGGCAAAAUACAAUUCAAAAUUGAUUAAAAAUAUGUUUGUUCUCACCCAUCUACACACAAUACUCCAUAAUGACAAAGUGAAAACCUGCUCUAAGAAAAUUUUUGCUAUUUUCUUGAAAAUGAAAGACAUACAUAUUUUAUUUACAUAAGUAUUCACACUCCUUUGCUAUGACACUCCAAAUUGAGCUCAGGUGCAUCCAAUUUCCUUUGAUCGUCCUUAAGAUGUCAUUACAACUUCAUUUGAGUCCAUCUGUGGCCAAUUCAAUUGUUGGGACACGAUUUAGAAAGAAACACGUAUCUGUCUCUAUAAGGUCCCACAGUUGACAGUGCAUGUCAGAGCAGAAACUAUACCAUGAAGUUCAAGGAACUGUCUGUAGAUCUCUGAGAAUUGUGAUGAAGCAUAUAUCUGGGGAGGGGUAUAAAACAAAUUCUAGAGUCUUGAAAGUUUCGAAGAGCACAGUGGUCUCCAUCAUUGGGAAAUUGAAAAAAUAUGGAACUAGCCAGACUCUGCCUAGAGCUGGCCAUCCGACCAAACUGAGCAUCCGGGCAAGAAGGACCUUGGUCAGGGAUGUGACCAAGAACCCAAUGACCACUCUGAUAGAACUACAGUUGAUUGGCUGAGAUGGGAGAACCUGCCAGAAGGACAACAGUCUCUACAGCACUUCACCAAUCUCAGGUUUAUGGGAGAGUGGCUAGAUGGAAGCCACUCCUGAGAAAAAGGCACAUGACAGCACGCCUGGAGUUUGCAAAAAGGCACGUGAAAGACUGAGCUCAUAAGGCAAAAGAUUCUGUGCUCUGAUGAGACAGAAAUUGAACUCUUUGGCCUGAAUGCAAAGCGCUAUGUCUGGAGAAAACCAGGCACAGCUCAUCACCCGUCUAACACCAUCCCUACCAUGAAGCAUGGUGGUGGCAGCAUCAUGCUAUGGAAUGCUUUUCAGUGGUAGGGAAUGGGAGACUGGUAAGGAUAGAGGGGACAGUGAAUGGUGCCAAAUACAGGCAAAUCCUUGAUGAGAACCUGCUUCAGAGUGUAAACAACCUUAGACUGGGAUUAAGAUUUAUGUUCCAAAAGGAUAAUGACCCCAAGCAUACAGCCAAAGCAACGUUGGAAUGGCUUCAGAACAAGAAUGUGAAAGUAUUUUAGUGGCCCAGCCAAAGCCCAGAUUUAAAUCCCAUUGAAAAUCUGUGGAAAGACUUAAAGAUUGCUAUUCACUGCCGCUCCCCAUCUAACUUAACAGAGGUUGAAAAAAUCUGCAAGGAAGAAUGGCAGAAAAUCCCCAAAUCCAGAUGUGCAAAGCUGAUACAGACUUACCCAAGACGACUCAAAGCUUUAAUCGCCGCCAAUGGUGCAUCUACAAAGUAUUGACUCAGGGGGUUCAUUUACAAUAAAUGUGCAAACAAUUCUAAAAACAUGUUUUCCCUUUGUCAUUAUGGGGUAUUGUGUGUAGAUGGCUGAGAAAAAAAUUGAUUUAAUCCAUUUUGAAUUCAGGCUGUAACAACAAAAGGUGGAAUAAGUCAAGGGGGGUGAAUACUUUCUGAAGGCACUUGAGAUAUAGAUAGGUUUACACUGCUUGUGCUUGACUCUUAUCCAAUCCAGAUGUACAAAUCUCAAAAGCCUUUAAUAAAAGGUACUUUUGGAUUCCCUAGUGACUCAAACACUGCAUAUUCUCAUGUGGAAUAACUCAGACCAUUAUGCAUAAAUACGCCACAUUGCUACCAAAUGUGUGUGACUACAGUGAAUUUGGCUGAUCUUAGCCCAGAGCUAGCUAGGGGCAAUUUUCUAUGUGGUCACAAAGCAUUGUGAAGUGGUUGGCGAAGGUUGCCAAGGUAACUCCAUUGUAUAUAAGUCCAAGAAGGCAGAGGUUCCAUGUCAAGAUGGGUUGCUCAGCCAGCUGCUCCAGACAAAUUGUCCAUUCUGAUGAUGGUUUGUUACACUCUUACAAAAACUUUGAGUGAACUUGGUUUACUCUCAGCAAGCUGCAGGGUUAAUCAGUAAUCGUCUGAAGUUGUUUCUAGAACUACCAGCUAUGUUUCUCUGUUGUCUCUGUUCCUUCUAGACAAAAUCAAGGACGCCAAGAUCAUCUUCGUUGUAGGUGAGUGAAAUAAUAUAAUAUAUAAUCUUAUUUUCUUCUUUCAAAAUCAACACUAUCGGGCAACACAGCACAAAAUGCAUGUUCUAAAUGUCUGAUAUAAGGUGUAGUCAACACUUCUCUUGAAAGAAUGCACUAAAGUAAACAGUAAAUAUACACAACAGCCCUGUGUCAUAAACCAACCACCACUAAAGUUAUGGUUAGAUGGGAUUCACCAACCAACCAACACUAACCCCUGUCCUCCUUGUAUGUGUCCCCUAGGUGGGCCUGGCUCUGGUAAGGGCACCCAGUGUGAGAAGGUGGUGGCCAAGUAUGGCUACACCCACCUAUCUUCUGGGGACCUGCUGCGUGCUGAGGUAGCAUCCGGCUCCGAGAGGGGCAAGACCCUCCAGGCCAUCAUGCAGAAGGGAGAGCUCGUACCCCUGGUAAGUGGCUGGGACAGUGCACACAGUCAUCCCUAAAGCAGUUACUAUGUAAUAACAUGUUAACAAUGUUGUUACUACAGUAAUUAUAGUCUAACUACACAGGUUUAAGGUAUAACGUACAGUUUGUGCUGAAUUCCUUGCAAUAAGUACCAAUAAAUCAGGUUAACACUCAUUUUAAUCAGAUAUUGUGUUCACCAAGGGUUGGAACCGGUUCAGGGAACAGAACCAAAAACAGGAAAAUAAUUACAUUAUUUGAGGAACAGAACCCAAACCGAAAACGAAAGUGAUCUAUACUGUUCCGGAACAGAAUUGUUAUUUUAAAAGCAUGGGUACCAGUUAAUAACGUUCCUUUAUGUUCCCGGGCAUUUUUUCCCAGUCGCAACAAAGCGCCUAUGCAAAGCCCUCACUAUGUCACUCAAACUUAUUCCAGCGUCUGCCUGUCAGCUGGAAAUCUUUGCCAGUGGGUGUGCGUAUGUGUAGGUUAACUGCCCCUCCUCUCUGAAGCAUAGGUUACUGUAGCCUAAUGAUGACGUUAGAAGCCUAAUUCAAAAAAUUGGGAGAGAUGUUUAAUUAGUGAAGAAUGGAUUUACUUUUUCAAUGCUAGUUAAGGAUACUAUAGUUUUCACCUUUCACAUUGGAUUUAUUAACCACAAAAAGGUAAGACGUGUUUUUAAUUAUUGUGCUGCUCUGCACACACAAGCUUGUUAGCUAGCUAGCUAACAUUUGCUCUGGUCCAACGUUAAACCAACUCGGAAGUUCAAAGACAUUCAAAGUUCCUCCAUAGAAGCCGCUCCUCCGUAGGUAUAAUUCUGUGGGCCUAAUUCAGAUAAUGCAUGUCAUAACAAGAUGCCCAGCGCUUCAAAGCAAGCUUCCCCCAUCCUCUCUCGCUCUCUCCUCAUCCUCAACAUUUCAGUUGCAUCUCGCGCCCUACACUGUGACUGGCAGCAUAGUGUGUGUGUUUAUCUUUCAUUAUGAUUAAACCAUGCUGUCACGGCAAAAUACAAUUUGCUCUUAACGACUUUCCUAUAUAGAUUAAGUCACUUACCCGCUCCACAGCAAGCUGCUCCAUCCACACUGAUUGGUGAAGUCAUUUAAUGUCGAACUAAAUGUAAAAAAUAUAUAUAUUUCAGAGGUUUAAAAAGGAACAGAAAGGAAUGAUAUAAACUGGUACCUUCUUUUGGUUAGAACCGGUUCAUAACUUUAUUUUGCUGGUCGGAACAGUGGAACAGAACAAAAAAAAUAAUGGUUCUGUUCAGAACGAAACGAUUGGAAAAUAAUUCUGGUUCCAAACCCUGGUGAUCACAAGUUACUUUAUGUCACUUUUCGACACAGAAGUGAAAUUGUUCAAACAUCUUUCUAUGAAGGUGCGUGUGUUUCAUGUCAAUAAAUAGUACAUGUGCCCCCCUCCAGGACACAGUCUUGGACAUGAUCAAGGACGCCAUGAUCGCUAAGGCCGACGUGUCCAAGGGCUUCCUCAUCGACGGCUAUCCCCGUGAGGUCAAGCAGGGCGAGGAGUUUGAGAAGAAAGUAAGACGAGACAGGAACAUGGAUUCACAUUCAGAAAAUCCAUAUUUUUACAUUGCUGUGCAAUUAGGUUGCAGCAGUGCAAAAAAACUCAGAACGCAAGUUGAGAAACCUAUGCACUUAUGAGGUGUCCCAUCCUUUCAAAAAUCACCAAUAGCUCAAUAUCCCUCAAUUUCCCACAGUUCUUCUCUCAAAAUAUAUUUUUCUUUAGCACAUCACCUCCCACUUAAGAGGACUAUAUCAUUUCAACAACCUUUUUAAAGUUGUCCUGACCAUUAUGUUUAUCUUCUCACAGAUCGGAGCCCCCUGCUUGCUGCUGUACAUUGACGCCAAGGGUGAGACCAUGGUCAAGAGGCUGAUGAAGCGCGGUGAGACCAGCGGUCGCGCUGACGACAACGAGGAGACGAUCAAGAAGCGCUUGGACCUCUACUACAAAGCCACUGAGCCAGUCAUCGCCUUCUACUCCAGCCGCGGCAUCGUCAGGAAGGUAAGACUGUCGGCACUAGUUAUAGGCUACUGUCAUUGGUUGAAUCCACAGGAGGUUGACGGCACCUUAAUUGGGGAGAACAGGCUCGUGGUAAUGGCUGGUGCGGAAUGAGUGUUUAAUGCCAUUACAUUUGUUCCGUUCCAGCCAUUAUUAUGAGCCGUCCUCCCCUCAGCAGCCUCCACUGGUUGAAUCCCAACAUAAGAGAGAGAGAUAGAGAGUGAAAGAGAGUGUCAUAGAACAGUGUAAGAUAAACAGUGUAAGAUAAACAAAAUAAAUAAGUGGCAUGUAAAAAAAGAUAUACAUUGUGACAAUAUACCCAAGUGUCUGACCUUGCAUCUCUUGUAAACUCUGAAAACUCAACUCUCUCUCUCAAAAUUCUUAUCAUUUUACAAUGAUGACGCCACCGACAUUGCAAUCUCAUUUCAUGCCUUUCUCUCUCUCAUUCUCCUCAGAUUGACUCUGAGCUGCCCGUGGAUGAAGUCUUCGGACACGUCGCCAAAGCUAUCGAUGACCUGAAGUAAAAAGCAACAUGACUGGAUAUGAACAUUGUUUUGGUCAUUAUUUUCUAAAAGUCCAUCUUAUGCCGAAGAAAGCAACAAUCUGCUGAGUCACCACCCACAGGGCACACACUGGUUGAAUCAACGUUGUUUCCACGUCAUUUCAAUUCAAUUAAGUUGAACCAAUGUGGAAUAGACAUUGAAUUGAUGUCUGUGCCCAGUGGGCUUGGUUAUAAUGAAAGACCAUUAAGGAACAGCGCUGCCUUAAUUUAACACUGUACUCCCUCUCCAGCAAUAAUCUCCUGUUUCAGUCCACCAACCACAACAGACACCCAUAUACGGCCAUAUUCACAAGAAUGUCAUAACUUCCUGAGAGUCUACUGUUCACUUCCUGUUUGUCCGCCAUGUCUUCUCCACACUUCCUGUACAGUAUGUCUAUGUGUGUGUGUGUGUGCAUGUACAAUGCCUGCCUGGGGUGGCUCUGGGCUGCACUCUCUGCUCCUGUGCCGCCAAAUAGACACCGGAGUAUAUGGGAAAGCAUGGAGACUAGACUCCUUUAUGGCUGGUGCUAAACGCCAUGCAGUGACAGACAUGGCAGCAGGCCAUUACAUCAUACAGGCUUUCAGGAUAUAGUAUAGUUCUCCCACAGCAGGAAAAGAGUACAAUAGUAACCAACCAUUGUAAAAGAAAAUACAGCAGGCCCAUGUUCUUAUUUAUUUCACUGUCUAACACCUCAUGAUAUGUCCCAUUACAUCACAUAACAGAUAAGCUAUAAAAUAUUAUGCAUAACAUAAAAGCUAUCCUUAAGAUUUAAAUAAAUAAACACUAUGAUUGUAAUCUUUACAUGGUAUUAUUUGCAGGUGCCUAUUUGAAAAUGUCACAAUGUCUAUCAUCAAGUGAUGUUACUGUAGUAGGAUAGUGCAGCGCCCUUUGAUCUGCUGCCGUUAUUCAUGUAGGUUUAGCCCAACAGGCCGCCAGAUGGUGCUAUUAUUCCUUAUGUCGUUUGUCAUCUGGUGACAAAUGACCCAAGGAAUAACAGCGCCAUCUGGCGGCCGGUUGGGUAAUGUGUUUUAGCGCAGGAGAUUUGUUUUCCUUUCCGAAGGAAGUAAAUAUUACUUUGCAGUUGUAAUCUGUUGCUGGAAAACUAUACCAUCCAAUUAGGAUGAACUAAUCCAAUCUCCUCGAAAGGUAAGUUAUUACUUUUGUAGUGGCUAACCUAACCCAAUAAUGUACUAAAGGAGCCUAACGUUACUCCUUAUAGUCCAAGGACCUUAAAUGUUCUGUUUAGAGGCAAAUUGGCUCUGGCAGCUAAAACAGCCAAACACUCCAUCUAAAUGUGAAUCGAUUCUCAAUUGCGGCUCGGUUCUAGAAACAAAAAGCCCUCUACUUACAUAUCAUAUCAAAAUAAUUUCACAAAUACAAAAAAUAUACUGUUAACCGGUUUUAACACAGUUGAAGCCAACAGUAUUUUUCAGAGACAACACAUUUGUGGCAUCUGUUUUCCGUUUACAUACAUGUGUUUGGAGACGCAUAUAGCUAAUUAGCACAGGUAUGCCUCUGUCUUCU